AUGUCGUUGACUCGCGUGCAACCCACAGCGACUCAGGAUCACAUCUUAUUAGCCCCUACCGGACGGUAUGCUCCUAGGACGACCCCCAUCGCCACAGAGUCGAGUCCUCCCCGGCAGGCAACGCAUAUGACUAGUGAGCUUCAGAGACCGGCGAAGGCUAUAACUCUUUGGGGGCAAUCCACCGAUCAAGAGAGGGCUGAUUGCGUUGGUACACAAUGGGGGCAGAAAUUCAAUUCACAAUGGUGUUGGAACGUCAAGGGUCCCCUCAAUGAUGACAUUUGGCGGGAAAGAACUCUUCCUGUGCUGAAUAGGCUCGAAAACGAUAAUUGUUCCCACCUAUAUGGUACAGGCGGGAAACACGAGAUGCGAAGUUUUCAUUUUUCUCUCCUUAGCCGCACCGACGACCCAGGAACCGCUUCGCCAACGGUGCUGAUUAUGAUCGGUGACAGAAAGAUCGGAUUAAAGAUGAAAAAACUCUUUGAGAACCAUCCCCAUUUUCAAGAUCUGAAUACUGGCUUCGGGAUCGAAGUACUGGGCAAAAGUCGAUUAUUCAGGUUCCCGGCAACUGACGAACCACCUCCGGGAAGCAGUCAGCAAAGGCUGCAUAGCCAUUCCGCUUCAUCCCUAUGUGGUAGAGGUGUACUUGUGCCUAUGCACCCGGGAACUAUGUGCAAACGGGCAACUAUAGGAGGCGUGAUAUGCAACCCCGGGACGUGCGAAUUCUUUGCUGUCACCGUCGCACAUUGUUUUUCUUUGGAUAGUUCCCUUGCCCGCCCGGAAGACAGCGUUUCCAGCGAAGGUAGUUCUCUGGGCGAGGACUCCGAAGACGACGACAUCACGGUGCCGGCGAAAAGUGAUGGUAGUGAGGUAUCGCAAGCCGCCACUGACGGCGACUGGCUCCUGGACGCGAUCUGUGGAGCUUACACCGACACUUCGCUCCCCCGGACAGCAGCAGCGCUUCCUCUUAGCCCCAAACAUUCAGAAUAUAUUGGAUGUAUCAAUUUGCAGAGGCGAAACUUUGAAGAUGCUGCAGCAUCGGAAGAAUCCGCGCAAUAUUCGAAGGAGCUUGAUUGGGCUUUGAUACGCAUCACAGUCCCGAAAUUCCUGCAGAUAAAUCAGGUUGAAACGCCGUGGAAUACCUGCUUAUACCCCUCAUCGGUUGUGCGUAAUAGUGAUGCGUUAGAUUGCUACGCAAUUCUAGCAGCUGGUCGUUCAGGGAUUAGGGAAGUCAGCUUUUCUGGAACUGUCACUAGUGUGAAGUUUCCAUGGAGCACAACUGCCCAAAUGCUAUGGACCGUGGAGGCAGACCUAGCCGAAGGGGAUUCUGGCUCUUGGAUUCUCAGCACGAAUGGCAACAGCGUGUAUGGUAUGGUGGUUGCUAGUAUUCCAACAUUACGGAUCGCAUAUGUUGCCCGUGCGCAAGACAUUUUUGAGAGCAUUCGAUCAGCCUGGCAUAUCAAUUGUGAUAUUGAUGAUAUGCUUCCCAAGGAGAUAGACGGGGUUAUACAGAUGGGCCACAACCCACUGAACACAUUCGGGAGCGCAGCAAAAGCGUCAAGUUCGACGAAGCCCGCUACUGGCAGCAAACCACACGGAAGCGAAGAGCCAUCUCCAUCCCGCAAGAUCUCGUUGAGUGGUGCGUUCAAACUGAUCUCACAGUAUACGAGAAAGGCAUUGCAGGCUCCACAGACCCUGGGAAUGGGAAUCCUUCCUUACACGAUCCUUCCCCCCGUACAAAUCCCGAUCACUCCAUUAUCCUUCCUGGCAUCAAUAUUAGCCACUAACACCCCUAAGACCUCUUUCAUACCUCAGGAGCCGGAAAUCCCUGUCCGUGUGGACAUCGCUGUGACAUCUGAUAUCAUAGCUGCUGCCGGUGCAGGACACAAGUUGUCACUAAUGCUCAAUGCCAUUAGGUACAACAAACCCAGUAACGGUCUCGAAGUCCAUAGCAUCUCUAGUGAGGUCACAUUCCUCGCGUUCAUGCUCAAACAGAUCGGUGUGGUGCUGCAAGGGAACGAUCAUGUCUACAUGCCUGAACCUUUUUCCAUCGCCCAGCGGAUAGCCCAUACAAGCAGCUCAGUCUUAGACGAGCUGGAAAGAACGCUGAAUUAUGUACAGAAAUCGAGCACCGAUCCUACCACAACCCAACCUACUUCCCAGCAGGGGUUCGAAUUGUCGUUCAAAAAGCAUAGAGUUGCAUACCUUCUUGCAACUAUCGAGCACUUGAGACUGAGCCUCACUGCGAUGCUAGGGAUAUUACAACUUGCAAAGUUAAUGGCUUCUACAAUCCCAUGUUACCCUGCUGAAGAAGCUUCUACGAAAGACGAAGCAAUUAGACACCAGCGGCUUGAGGCUCAAAACAGUCUCGUUGUCCGCCAAUGGCAGAUGACGAAGAUUGACAAACUAUUCCAAGAUUCGCAAAAGGAAGAGGAAGAAGAUGGGCUAGAGCAUAUUCCUACGGGUUUUGUAGGAGAAUUUCGUCCAGUAUCUUUGGGCAAAAUAGAUGAUACCCUGGCUCGGAUCAUCAGAUCGUCCGCAGAAAUGAUUGAUGCCUCUAAUCAGGCUAUCGAUGAAUUUCUCAAACGGUGGACCAAUUGGCGAGAAGUGGACGAACGAAGAAACAACUGCCUUUUCCGUUGCCUACCUGAUAGUUCAGACUAUGAUCUCGCUCGAGGCAAGGGAAUGCCAUUCACUGAACAACGGGCGCAACAAGAAGACAGUCUUUUAGGUGUUGGAAGCUGUUAUGUCGGAGGUCCUCGUGUGAACUGGAGUAUUCUGCAUUCGGCCGCGGCAUCCGGCGAAGUUUUGUGGAGGCAGGAACGAGAUCUGGAAGAUAGGCUGCUUUUUAUCGAUGGGAUCGAUGAGGGAGAGAUGAGGACAAGCCACCGCUAA
Messenger RNA from Exophiala spinifera, 2892 nucleotides. RefSeq lists its product as uncharacterized. The coding region runs from base 1 to 2892 and encodes 963 amino acids. The record is from RefSeq and is a predicted model, not a curated record. NCBI's taxonomy places the organism in Eukaryota, Fungi, Ascomycota, Eurotiomycetes, Chaetothyriales, Herpotrichiellaceae. The transcript has 3 exons.